Manihot esculenta (cassava) is the source of this 4802-nucleotide messenger RNA. RefSeq names its product endo-1,4-beta-xylanase 1. Gene Ontology annotation, molecular function: hydrolase activity, hydrolyzing O-glycosyl compounds. The transcript is spliced from 8 exons. Bases 1735 to 4587 code for a protein of 950 amino acids. Gene Ontology annotation, biological process: carbohydrate metabolic process. Lineage: Eukaryota; Viridiplantae; Streptophyta; Magnoliopsida; Malpighiales; Euphorbiaceae. The record is from RefSeq and is a predicted model, not a curated record.
UUUCAAAAACCUUAUCAACACUGUGCCCUUUCCUUUCUAUUUGCAUUCUACUUUCCCUUCAACCUGUGAACUUUCCCUUCAAUCUGCUGCAUUAGAGCUAUCAAUUUCAAUUCAAAAUCUUCAACUCAUACGACUCCCAGCCACACCUCGUCAUCUUCCAACACUCGACAGCCAUCAAUUUCCUUGAAUCUGUGAAUUUUUUCAAAUUUUCUUGACCUAUUUGAUGCCCAGCCCUCUUUAUCUCCCUAACGUUCAACAAUCAUCAAUUAUCAUUGAAUCUGUGGAUUUUCCUUCUAUCUUCUUGAGCCCAUUCGACAUCUAGCCACUCUGGUUUAAAUCCUAACCUCAUCAUCACCGCAGCAUUCAACUCUGGGUGGGUCCUACACCUCGGAGCUCCGCCCUAUGGUUCCCAAUGAAAGGGUGUGAGACGCAGGUUCAAACUUCACACUGCACUUGCAGCUCCAUUGGUUCACUUUGGUUUAAACAUCACGCCACUUUUAGAGCUCCAUGACCUUGCCUCCCUCAACCACGAGCUCAUCAACUGCAGUUAUGUCGAUUUCGUCAAUCACAGUACCUAGCUAGUAGACGUAUUAACCAGCAAGGAGAGUUCAGAUUUACAGGUUUCUUUGGGAUUUCAGCCUCGAAAUGAUUUCCUCUUCAAAGAUAUUUAACUAGAGAGUUAUUAUUUGUUGACCAGGGUGAGUUGCCACUCGUAGUCUCCAAUGAACUAUAGACAUUUGGGCAUUUGUUAUUCACAUUAUGAAUCGCUAAUUGGCUGCUAUUUUCCUAAUGCAUUUGUAGAAAGGAAGGGGAGUCAUGUCUUUCUUGAUUGCAGUUUGUCAGAGCCAUCUACAGUAUGCAGUAACAUUUUAUUUAGAAUUGAUGGUUCUCCAUUAUUACAUCCAGGCAGACAAUAACUGAGAUGAUCUCAUCAAAUGGGAAGAAUUCCUAGACAGUUCCAAGGGCGUUUCUGUAUCGUUUACCCAAAAAUCAACUUUUGCUUCUAAAAGAGACCCGCAAUGUGGAAUAGUUCGGAUUCUCCGGCUUGCCUGAUCCUGCAGAAUCCACUAAAACUGUGACAAAGUUAUCAUGUGAAGUAAAAUUUGGUAGAAUUGGCUUGAACAUAAAGCACAGGCUGUUUGAUAUGAACUCGCAGUCUAUGCACAGCAGAAAUGGAUGUUUUUCCGUGCAAUAAUUCGCACAGUUACCCAAUACCCAAAUAUAUAUUGUAGCUGUGGAACAUGUAACUUUGAAGCAUGGUCCUCACCUAACAUUACGCGAAACCAAUAAGACAUUGCCUUGUAAUCAAAGGCUUAAUCCAAAAGAAAGAAAGAAAAAGCAAUGGUGAUCGAAUCGAGAAUGGAGCAUAUCCAAACCUCUAAACCUUCUAUUCCAAUUCAAGCAUUCAAGGGUAAUAGGUUUACCCAAUCUGCAAGACAAAGCAAUUGUAGUACAGGGGAACUCUCAAUUCUCAAGAGCCUUAGCCUUGCAGAGAAGGAUAGGCAGAAAAAAAUUUUUCCAAUUGGCGGUUUUUAAUAUGUAUUUUAAACAAAAAGAAGGGGCAACAGCUUUUGUUAAUUUUUAGGUUGGAUGAACCCCGACAAAAGACACCAUAGGAGAGGGACAAAAGCUCAGUGGGUUUAUCCUUAAGGAAUUUGAUUGACUGUUGGGUGUAGUUGGCCCGUGCUCUUUUCGUAGACCACACUUGAAAACCUCGAAAACGAUGCGUAUAAAAUGAGGAGGUCCUCUGCUUGGCGCUUCAGCAGUCGAGCAUCCAAGACAAGUCGCAGGCAAAAACAACCCCAGCCCCAGAAACCCACUGCAACCAUGGAGAACCCACAGGUGAAAAAUGGCAACAAGAAGUCAGAGAAUGUAAACCCAGGCAUGAGUGGUUCAAGUGGCAACAGUGCGACCAAUAUUAUAAUAAACCACGACUUCUCUGGAGGUCUGCAUUCUUGGCACCCAAAUUGCUGCAAUGGCUUUGUGGUUUCAGCAGAGUCGGGUCACCCAGGAUUUGUAGCAAAGCCAGGCAGUAAUUAUGCUGUUGUCUCAAAUCGAAAAGAAUGCUGGCAGGGAUUGGAGCAAGAUAUCACGAGCAGGAUUUCUCCGGGUUACACUUACUCAGUUUCUGCACGUGUUGGGGUAUCAGGACCUAUGCAGGGACCGGCUGAUGUACUUGGGACUUUGAAACUGAGAUACAGAGAUUCACUAACUGACUAUUUGUUCAUUGCAAAAACGACUGUGUCAAAGGAGGGGUGGGAAAAGUUGGAAGGCACAUUCACCCUGUUAACCAUGCCUGACCAAGUUGUUUUUUACUUGGAAGGGCCUUCUCCUGGAGUGGACUUACUCAUAGAAUCAGUAGUUAUUACAUGCUCCAGUCAAAGUAACUUCAGUAAUAUAUGCACCCCAAGUGACAUUGCUGGAGAUGGAGAUGCAAACAUCAUCAUAAAUCCCAAAUUUGAGGAUGGCCUGAAUAACUGGUCUGGAAGAGGCUGCAAGAUUGCCCUGCAUGAUUCUAUGGCAGAUGGGAAAAUUGUCCCCCAGUCUGGAAAAAUUUUUGCAUCUGCAACUGAACGCAAUCAAAGUUGGAAUGGAAUCCAGCAGGAGAUAACUGGAAGAGUGCAGAGAAAAUUAGCUUACGAGGCCAUUGCUGUGGUUCGAAUAUUUGGUAACAAUGUUACCAGUGCUGAUGUGCGAGCUACUUUAUGGGUCCAAACACCAGAUCUCCGAGAACAGUACAUAGGCAUUGCCAAUUUGCAGGCAACAGAUAAGGACUGGGUACAGCUGCAAGGAAAGUUCCUCUUGAAUGGGAACCCUAAAAGAGUAGUUAUAUACCUAGAAGGUCCACCUGCAGGUGUUGAUAUUCUUGUCAAUAGUUUGGUUGUAAAGCAUGCCGAGAAAAUACCUCCUUCACCUCCUCCAGCAAUUGAGAAUCCUGCUUAUGGAGUUAAUAUAAUUCAGAAUAGCAAUUUGAGCGAUGGAACCAAUGGGUGGUUUCCUCUUGGUAACUGCAAUCUUAGCGUUGCAACUGGUUCACCAUAUAUACUUCCUCCAAUGGCAAGGGACUCCCUUGGACCUUAUGAACCUUUAAGUGGUCGUUACAUCCUGGUCACUAAACGCACACAGACUUGGAUGGGCCCUGCUCAGAUGAUCACGGAUAAUAUCAAGCUCCUUUUGACAUACCAGGUAUCUGCUUGGGUUAAGAUCAGUUCUGGAGCAACUGGUCCUCAAAAUGUUAAUGUUGCACUUGGAGUGGAUAGCCAAUGGGUCAAUGGGGGACAAGUUGAGAUUAGCGAUAACAGAUGGCAUGAAAUUGGUGGGUCCUUUAGAAUUGAGAAACAACCUUCUAAGGUCAUGGUUUAUGUCCAAGGUCCUGCUCCAGGUGUUGACUUAAUGGUUGCUGGGCUUCAAAUUUUCCCUGUUGACCGAGAGGCACGAUUCAAACAUUUGAGGAGGCAAACUGACAAGAUCCGUAAGCGCAACGUUAUCCUGAAAUUCUCUGGUGUGGAUGCAAGCAGUUUACAUGGGACAUUGGUUAAAGUCAAUCAAACACAAAACAGUUUCCCUUUUGGUACAUGCAUAAGCAGGACAAACAUAGAUAAUGAAGAUUUUGUUAGUUUCUUCGUGAAAAAUUUCAACUGGGCUGUGUUUGGAAAUGAACUGAAAUGGUAUUGGACAGAGGCACAGCAAGGUAACUUCAACUACAGGGAUGCUGAUGAGAUGUUGGAUAUUUGUGUCAAAAACAAAAUAGAAACCCGUGGCCACUGUAUCUUCUGGGAAGUGGAAGGCACAGUCCAGCCAUGGAUUAAAGCUCUGAACAAAAAUGACUUAAUGACGGCUGUUCAAAAUCGUCUAACAGGCCUACUCACUCGGUACAAGGGAAAGUUUAUGCAUUAUGAUGUGAACAAUGAGAUGUUGCAUGGAUCAUUCUAUCAAGAUCGGUUGGGUAAAGAUAUCCGAGCAAACAUGUUCAAGACUGCAAAUCAACUUGAUCAAUCGGCCACCCUCUUUGUGAAUGAUUACCAUGUUGAGGAUGGAGAUGACACCAGAUCAUGUCCAGAAAAGUAUAUUACACAGAUUCUUGACUUGCAAGAACAAGGUGCACCUGUUGGAGGAAUUGGAAUUCAAGGACACAUCGACAGUCCAGUUGGGCCUAUUGUAUCUUCUGCUCUUGAUAAAUUGGGAAUUCUUGGAUUACCAAUCUGGUUUACAGAGCUUGACGUGUCUUCCAUUAAUGAGUAUGUUAGAGGGGAUGAUUUGGAGGUCAUGCUUCGAGAAGCUUAUGCUCAUCCUGCGGUGGAAGGCAUUAUGCUCUGGGGAUUUUGGGAGUUGUUCAUGAGCCGAGACAACGCUCACUUGGUUAAUGCGGAGGGUGAACUCAAUGAAGCUGGUAAAAGAUAUCUUGCUCUUAAAGAAGAGUGGCUAACUGGUUCUCAUGGGCGUAUUAAUGAGCAAGGAGAAUUCUCAUUUAGAGGAUUUCAUGGGACAUACAAGGUGGAAAUUGUUACUCAUUCCAAGAAGAUUACAGAAACAUUUGUUGUUGAUAAGGGCGACACUCCACUGGUGGUAAACAUAGACUUGAAGUAAGUCCUAAAGUAUGUGAUUGCUGAUGAACGUAUUGAAAAGGUAAAUUACGUUUCUCUUGAUAUCAAAAACUGGUGUAAAUAAAUCGGAAUAAAUAAGCAUGAUCAUUCACAUGGUCUAUUCAAACAUUUCACCCUCACUAAAAACUAAAAAAGUUCCAUUUGUAUCUUCAAUGUAACAGCAUAAACGAGGAAUAAAAAUGUCAUGCUUCGUUGUAA